AUGAUGGACGAAGACAUCCACGCUAACUCAACGUAUGCCUCGAUAACGCCGUCGACUGUUAGUUCAAACCAUGAGCCCGCACGUCUGAAAAGAGUUUCCGAAGCCCGUUUGUUCUUGACACUGAGUUCCCGCGACAUGGUCUCGCCCGGGGUGGCGCCGCCGGACGGUGAUGUUACCACCACGCAGAGUCAGACGGUCGGCCAAUCCGUUCAGCGUGCGAGGGCCUGCGACUCGUGCCGUGGGCUGAAGGUGCGCUGCAUCAGCAACGACUCACACGGGCCGUGCCUCCGAUGUCGCAAGGCAACAAGAGUAUGCGUCACAACCGUCCCCCCGGCUGGCUCGAGGAAGAUGAGGAAGAAGACGGUGAGCAGGGUCACGGAGCUUGAGAAGAAGAUUGAUCUCUUGACGGCCAGUCUACGCGCGGGGGGCGCCGAAGCCGCCGUAGAUUCGCUCGACAACAGCUCGGCAGGAGGUGGCGGCGAAAGCAACACACCUCCUACUGGUGGCGCUGCAGGAAUGCCCGCCGGGGACAUCGUUGAUCGCGGCAUCAUCAGUUCUCAAAAGGCUGACGCUCUCUUGUCACGGUACAACACCCAGCUCGUCCCGCACAUGCCGGCCGUCAUCUUUCCCUUAGAUCUUACUGCGACAGAGCUUCGCGAGACGAGGCCCACGCUCUUUCUCGCCGUGGCAACAGCCGCGUCGACCGAUACACCGGAGCUGCAGCGGUUGCUCUCGCGCGAACUCACCAGAGUGUUCGCCGAGAAGAUCAUGAUCCGCGCAGAGAAGAACCUCGAGCUCGUCCAAGCUUUGCAAAUUACAGUCACAUGGUAUUGGUUGCCGGAUGAAUACGACCAAGUACACAUCUACCAUUUGACGACAACCUGCAUCUCCAUGGCCAUUGACAUUGGAUUGGGCGGCUGUACACCCUUGAAGCCGACAGUGCCAUACGGGGCAUAUGCAUUCAGCCGCGCAACACAGAUCAGCGCGAUAGACCCGACGGCGCUUGAUGCCCGCAGAACCUGGCUGAUGUGUUAUUUUAUGGCAUCCAACACUGCCUAUGCCAUGAAGCGGCCGCUUCUCUUGCGUUGGACAAGAGCAAUGACCGAGAGCCUUGAGGUACUUCGUACAUCGCCCGAAAGGUACGAGACGGAUGAAUAUCUCUGUGCGGUCGUAUGGGCGAGCCGUCUUGCCGAAGAUAUUGACCAGUACUGCGGCUUGCCGGAUGACCCUGAUGAGAUCUUCAAGGCACCGCAGACCCUGUAUUACCUCAGGAAACUCGAGCAAGAUCUGUGCACCUUCAGGGACUCAUUACCAAAGGGCAUGGCACAGGGAAGUCUCCGAAUGGUCUUCAGUGCCAUUCCGCUUACUGUUUACAAUAACGUGCUUCGGAUUCAGCCUCCUGAGGAAAGGCAACACAAGACAAACGUCGCCGCCAUACCAUCAAGAGCGCCCCGUAGCGUCAUCAUGGCUGAUUCCGCCUUCAUGACCAUGGCUAACACCGACGCCAUUUCAAGUUGUCUUUCGCAUGUCGACAUGGUUUUGGGCGCAUUUCUGUCCCUGAGCCCCGAGGUCGUCCGAAGCCUCCCAACCUUCGGCAUCAUGCGCGCCGUCAGGGCAGCGAGCAUGCUUGUCAGAUUACAUCUCACUCUUGUUGAUGAUCCGCAGCUCCUGAGCCCGUUCAGGAGGGAAGACCUCCGAGCCGGGCCCUGCAUCGACGAGCUGCAGCACCAUUUCCGCGCCGCCGCGGAGGGGAACCGAUGCAGGACCGCCGCCAAAUUCAUUGUCGUGCUCGCCAUGCUGAAGGACUGCAUGGGGAGCAAUCGCGGCGGUCAUGGGCCCCCGGCGCGGUCAGACCAAGCACAAGAGCAGCAGUCUCUCGAGACGCCGCUACAUCUUCUCUCGCACGCUGCUGCCGCCGCGACGGCAUCCGGAUCAGCGCAACAAGGGCCUGGGAUCGGCGGCAACGCUGAACGGCUCACGUUUCCUGGUCCGAACGGCCAGCCUUCUUCGGUUGCGCCCUCUGUCUGGCAAGAUUUCUCCGGCGGCGCGCAGGCCCUGUCCCUCCUGCCUGGUCCGCUGGCUUUUGAUACAGACCAGUUCAUGGCGCUCUACGAUCAGGACCUCGCCUUCUCGCUCGGUCUGGACUACAUGUACAGCGGCGACAGUAUGCCCCUGUACGCCGGAGAGGCGAGUACCGGGUUUGAUGGGACCUCGGCACAGACUCACAAUAUGAAUAGCUAA
This is a messenger RNA of Verticillium nonalfalfae, 2241 nucleotides long. RefSeq lists its product as uncharacterized. Gene Ontology annotation, biological process: regulation of DNA-templated transcription; DNA-templated transcription. Gene Ontology annotation, molecular function: DNA-binding transcription factor activity, RNA polymerase II-specific; zinc ion binding; transcription cis-regulatory region binding. The transcript is spliced from 3 exons. The record is from RefSeq and is a predicted model, not a curated record. Gene Ontology annotation, cellular component: nucleus. Lineage: Eukaryota; Fungi; Ascomycota; Sordariomycetes; Glomerellales; Plectosphaerellaceae. The coding region runs from base 1 to 2241 and encodes 746 amino acids.